Molecule: messenger RNA, 1170 nt
Organism: Tremella mesenterica DSM 1558
Lineage: Eukaryota; Fungi; Basidiomycota; Tremellomycetes; Tremellales; Tremellaceae
Exons: 6
Coding region: 1-1170 (389 amino acids)
Biological process (GO): mitotic spindle organization
Cellular component (GO): protein phosphatase type 2A complex; nucleus; cytoplasm
Molecular function (GO): peptidyl-prolyl cis-trans isomerase activity; protein tyrosine phosphatase activator activity
Source: RefSeq, a predicted model, not a curated record
AUGACGGACUCGCAGCCUGAAGCUUCGACCUCUAAUCGUCCCCCGCAGAAGUGCAUCCUCUCCCAAGCUCAUCUGGCGGCGUUUCAGCGAUCCAAGACCCAUGAUGAGAUCGUGAGCUUUGUACACGAGCUGGACGAUUCCAUCGUCGGUGUGAAACUAUCGGAAGCCGGUGAUGGCUCAGAGCGCACACGACCUCUCGUGAACAUUCUCGACGAAAUCUUGGAGAUUGCCAAAGCGACACCUCCCGUCGAUAACAAGCUUUCUCGAUUUGGUAAUCCUGCUUUCAAAACGUUCUAUGACAAGGUGGGGGAAGCUUCCAGGGGUCUGCACGAAAGAAUACCUGGUUUGCCACCGGGGGCUAUAGACGGGCUCGAGAAGUACCUUCAGGAAGCAUGGGGUAACAAGCAGCGGGUGGAUUAUGGGAGCGGAAUGGAACUAAACUUUCUCUGCUGGUUACUAUGUCUCUCCAAGCUGGGCUUGUUGCAAAAAGAAGACCAUCCUUUCAUAGUGCUUGGAAUCUUCUGGCGCUAUAUCAAGAUCAUGCGUUAUCUCCAAUCCACCUACUGGCUGGAACCCGCCGGAUCACACGGCGUGUGGGGUCUGGACGACUACCAAUUCCUUCCUUUUCUGUGGGGCGCCGGGCAGUUAAGGACCCACAAGCAUCUCACCCCCAAAUCCAUACACGAUCCAGAGAUCCUCGAAGCUUUCGGAGAUGAAUACAUGUAUCUCUCCUGCAUCUCUUUCGUCAAUUCCAUCAAGAGCGCUUCUCUCCGGUGGCAUUCUCCCAUGCUCGACGACAUAUCCGCCGUCAAAACGUGGGCAAAAGUCGAUAUGGGUAUGAAGAAGAUGUACGCUGCCGAGGUGUUGGGUAAGCUACCGGUCAUGCAACAUGCCUUGUUUGGUGAUCUGCUACCGUUUCCUACCCCAGAAGAGGAUCCAGAGUUGGCCAAAGCCAUUGAGGAGGAAGGUGCGGGUGAGGUGGACUCACAUGGGCAUGUGCAUGCCAAAGGGGAGAAUGGAUGGGCGAUGGAUUGCUGUGGGAUCCCAGCAGUCCCAUCUGCUUUUGCACAAGCUCGGGUGGAAACGUCUAGUCACCCCAAGAGCCUCAUGGGUCCAGUCAUAUCACCAUUCGUCGCUCGUCCAGGCAUCAAGCCCAUCCCCUUUGACUGA